CUUACCUUGUCUUUACUAUGACCAUGAACGUAAUACCGCUGGCUUUGCUCCUUAUUACUCCCUUCGAUAGGGCCAUAUUUCGUGGAGAAUCUUGUUUAUCAACAUCUUACUACGGUACCUAUCGUGAUGGAUCAACAUACCAAGCCGUAUACGCUCCUGAGCAUGCAUGCAUGGACAAUUGGCUUUCAGACUUUGCUGCAGAGUCUGCCACGAUAUCUGGAGCAUUUCAGCCAGUUCAGCAGCUCGUUUGGGUUGAGGAAGAGUCGGUGGAUGAGACUUUGAAAUCGCAGGCGGUUUCGUUAGACGCUGGACUGGAUAGUUUUCUAGAAAGACUAUCACUCUCCCCUUACCGCACAUUGGACCAGGCUCUAGAGGAUCAUGAGCAGGAUGUCCUCGUAUACGGCAAGGAGGAGCAGCACUACGAACUAUUCUAUCGGUCCCCACACGCCGCACUGCUAUCGGUCAGCCAUGAUAAGGCGCGCAUCAUCGACACUCUCCUUCCGCGGUUCUGGAGGUCAAUCAUCUUACCAACGUCGCCUGUUGACUACAUUCCCAUACCUUUAUAUGCUACCCAGCGCAUUCGGGAUGUUAUAACAGGUGUCAAAUUCGAUCCCGUAGUUGCGUCUCUGGUCAAUAGCCUGUCGGUCACCCAGAUGAAGAACGAUAUCCGUUUCCUCACCGGAGAAGAUGGAAAAUCAGGAAUUGUUUCACGGCAUUCUUUUGCUGAGGGAUCGCGGAUCGCGGCGUCGUGGCUUAAACAUCAAAUUGAGGAUACCGGUGCUGUUUGCGAGCUCAAGCCUUUCCUCUCGGGUUUCGCGCCCAAUGUCGUAUGUAGAUAUGAAGCUACUGUAAACACAUCUGAAACGGUGCUCAUCAGUGCUCACUACGACAGCCGUGGAUCAUUUGGCAGCACCCGUGCGCCCGGCGGGGAUGACGAUGGUUCGGGAACCACAGGGAUUCUCUCCAUUGCGCGCGCUAUUGGAGCUAAAGGCAUCAAAUUCCGCGCUAAUGUCGAACUCGUCUUGUUCGCUGGAGAGGAGCAAGGCUUGCUGGGCUCCAGAGCUUACUCCCGUGAACUGAAGGCUGCUGGGUCGAAUCUCACACUCGUGAUACAAGCGGACAUGACUGCGUAUCAUGCUCUUGAUGAGCCCGCUCAAUUGGGACUUCCCAAAACUAUUGGAAGUCCAGAAGCGGGAGACCUUGUCUCCGCCAUUGCUGGAAUCUACAGCCCGGAGUUGGUUGUUGGAUACACUUCCGUUUGCUGCAGUGAUCACCAAUCGUUCCAUCAGCAAGGGUUUCCAGCUACGCAAGUGUUCGAGCGAGUAGGGCCAAUUGUUGACCCCAUGUACCAUAACAGCGGUGACCUGAGUGGUCGAGAGGGAUACGACUUCGAACAACUAAAAGCGAUAGCUAAAGUUCAGUUUGCUACAGUGCUUCAUGUUACUGGUUUCGAUAUUACAAAGUGACGACCAGUCGUGCUAUGUAUAGUUAUAUCUUUAAUGACCAUGCCUAGACCAGAGGAAUCUUAUAAUUCAAUCAUUAUCAUAGGUAGAGCGAAUGGCGGCGUCAACGUCGCUACGCGAAGACUUUCUCACGAAUAGCAUCUAGGA
This is a messenger RNA of Guyanagaster necrorhizus, 1610 nucleotides long. Its product is annotated as Zn-dependent exopeptidase. Gene Ontology annotation, biological process: proteolysis. The transcript is spliced from 9 exons. Lineage: Eukaryota; Fungi; Basidiomycota; Agaricomycetes; Agaricales; Physalacriaceae. The record is from RefSeq and is a predicted model, not a curated record. Gene Ontology annotation, molecular function: metalloexopeptidase activity. Bases 18 to 1466 code for a protein of 482 amino acids.